AUGGACACUCGCCCCGAUGUUGUUAGGAACAUGGCCAUUACAGACACCCCUGUCGACUCUGCCAUUGAACGUCUUGAGGACGCCGAGGUCGAGACAACGUCAGAAAGCUCGGAAAUUGGCCAACCUCCAGUUGAAAGCGCGUACAUCACACCCCUGUCACCUGAGCCAUUGCUCGCGGAGGUCCACAUUCCGGAGACAGAAACGGACGCGAGAAUAGAAGUUGAAGUGCUUAAAAGCAUCCCACAAGCGAUGAGCGACUCUGGGUCGGAAGAUGCACGGAUUGAAGAGGUGCAAGCAAUGCUAUUGGAUAAUGUCAGAUCGUCUUCGCCACCCGUGCUCGACAUCCAGUCUCACGAACCUACUCAUCCCCAUACGCCGUCGCCUCCGCCUCUGCCUCAGGUCCAGCCUGUUACGAGUCUCAUAAUCGACGCUGCGUCUGCUAGCGUCGCGGAUGCGAGUCAAUCACGCUCGCCUCCUCAAUAUCACUCUCCCAAACAGCCCCCGGCGUCGGCGCCGGCGCCUCAUAUGAAGGCAGCGGCUGCUUCCAGGACAUCUCUGUUCCUUCCCACCCCCUCCAACUCCCCCAUCGAAGUUUCACCACCAAAGAGUCUGGCCCAGGAAGCUGUCGAGGACGAAUAUGUUGAGAUUGAAGGCGGCUCGCCCCCUCCAACACUGUUGUACGGCCAAGAUAAGGGUAAAGGUAGACCGAGAGGGAUCGACUCCGAUUCCGACGUGGGCUUGUCGUCAUCAUGGAGGAGGAAGACGCAGCCAUAUGUGCAAGUGCCACCUCUCCCUGAGUACGCUGCCCGCCUCAAGACCCCACCACCACGGACCAGACGUACCUCCGAGUCGGCCGGUCAAUCGUCCCGCGAGAGUUCGGUCGAUGAGUUCGCAUCAUGGGACAAUACGGAGGACUUGGCUGAGCAAGGCAAGUGCCUUCACGCGCCCACCACGGAUAAUGCUGACCUCUCUCCCCAUCGGCCUAUUUUCGGUACGUUUGCUUGCCAGUGGGCGGGCUGCUUAUCGGGCAAAUUUUCGGGCAAGAAAGCGCUCUUGAGGCACCUCGUCAAGCACGUGCCGCUCCGAUGCGCGUUCGAAGAUUGCGAGCAAUCGUUCAGCUACCCCGAAGUGCUGCUGUAUCACCACCAAUCAAGCAGGCACCGCAACGGCUCGAUGCGCAAGCCCACAGUCGGACAGCCCGCUGAGCGCACAGUGCCACUGCUACCACUCCCCGGCGUCCUCCCCGCGCACAUCGCGAUGGCGGUUACUGAGCGCGUUGCGCGACACCCCAUCUCCAAAGAGCGGCACCAGUGGCUCGGCGCGAAGGUACUCGAGAACAUCACUUCGUUCAAGCCAGCGUGGCAUCGCUCCAACGCCGCCCAGCCUGCACGUGGCUCGAGACGCCUGGCCGAGAGGGUCGCUGCCGCGGAGCUGGCUGCGGAGUCUCCAGAACAGGCACUCGCUAACAUACGCCGUUGGGCGGAUGACCAGUAUUCGGUGUUCGCCGGAGGGUACGAUGCUGGACGACAGCCUUGGUUGCAGUGCUCGGACAUGCCUUCGGAGGAAGUGUCGAGGUUGGUAGAGUCGGGAUUGGUGUUCUACCCAGGAGAUAAGCUUGCGCAAGAGCAGGAAGAAACGGAGAACGAGCCCCAGCCGGAUGCUGCGACAGACGCUCAAGAGCCCAGCAAGGAGUCCGACGGAGAAAGUGGCCGCGCUGAGGGCGAAGAAGGCGCACCCACAUUACCCGACGACACACCUAUCUUGUCACUCUAUGGCCUAGGCGGAGGCAUGGAGGGCGGCGCGGCCGCCGGAGAAUCCAACGCACCUCUCUCCCCCAGCCUCGUGGCGUCGCUUUCGACGCCACAGUGGGAGAGGCUCUCGCCGCCGAAGUUCGAGGCAUCAGACGCCCUGGCGCUGCUCUGGCCUGUGCUAGGGCCGUCACGCUCGACGUCGUCGCCUGCGCCCCCGCCCCCGGACUCGGGGUCUUCUAGCGAGGGCGCUAGUGCAGCACCCAGGGCCGACGGCUAA
This is a messenger RNA of Epithele typhae, 2028 nucleotides long. RefSeq lists its product as uncharacterized. The record is from RefSeq and is a predicted model, not a curated record. Bases 1 to 2028 code for a protein of 675 amino acids. The transcript has 5 exons. Lineage: Eukaryota; Fungi; Basidiomycota; Agaricomycetes; Polyporales; Epitheliaceae.